AUGGGAACUCGCAAUACCAGAAGCCCUCCUCUUAACUCUGGACGUGGGGGUCUCCCGAUGGAGGGUAUCAUAAUGAAAUUGACCAUAUCAUCGUCAGUAAAAGGAAGAUUCCGCAGUGGACAACAUCGACGAGGAAUAUGCCCGCUCGUUGGACACCUUCACAACUGCACGAGGGAGCCCGAGAGCUUUAAAACCACGGAGAGACGUCUGAUUCUUAAAACUCUUAAACUAAUACGCCAGCGUGGGGCAUCACUUGCCGCAGGUAACCAAGAACUCACGUACGAGCUCGCAAGAGGCGGGAAAAAGCAUCCGCUAUGCCCGUCGAGACUUCGCCAGUCGCAAGACGAGGAUGACUGCUCUCCGGAACCCAAAGGGAACAGCUAUUGCAUCGAGAAGGAGAAAAUCAUCUACCACUUCUACUCUGAUCCUUUCAACAACCAUGUCCACUUGCCUCCUCACCAUCUGAGGGAAGACCGACAUGUCAUUGCAAAGGUUCUUCCGUCCGAAGUACGACAUGCUAUCAUGUCGGUAGGAAAUCGUACCGCACCCGAUCCCGACAGAAUAGGACCAGAACACCUGAAUAGCCUUCCGCCAGUACUCAUCAACACCCUGGCGAGGCUCUUUACAUGUUACCUGUCGGAAUGCAAGGUUUCUAAACAGUGGAAGACCAGCAAGACCGUGUUUUUGUAUAAAAAGGGAGAGGCACAUGACAUCGAAGUAUCUCGAGAGUACAAUGUGCCGCUCUGUCUCACCUUCAUCGACUUGAAGAAGGCCUUCGACUCAGUUGAGACGGAAGCGGUCGUGGAAGCCUUGGACAACCAAGGCGUCCCUACUCAGUACAUAAAGGUACUUCGAGAAUUGUACACCACACUCGAGAAAGCAAUGCGAAAGUUGGAAUGGGACGACAUGGGAGUGAAGGUUGAUGGUCGGCAGCUACACCAUUUGCGCUUUGCUGAUGACAUCGUACUGAUAACAAUUUGUAUCAAACAAGCGGAACGAAUGCUGACUGAAUUCGACGAAGCAUGCGGAUGCAUCGUUCUUCGGCUGAAUCUGCAAAAGAACAUGUUCAUGCGGAACGGAUGGGUCUCGGAUGCCCCAUUCACGCUCAACGGAACGAACAUAUGGGAGUGCACCAGCUACGUUUAUCAGGGUCGGGGAUUGAACAUGAUGAACGACCUGACCCCCGAGCUGGGCAGGAGGACACAAGCAGCUUGGAAAGCGUAUAAGAGCAUCGAGGAUGUAGUGAAGAAGACCAGAAACAUCCGACUCAGUGCUCACCUCUUCAACACCACCGUACUUCCUGCUUCGACCUAUGCUUCGGAAGCCCCGGCAGAAAGAAAUCGCGGUAAGCGUCAUUGA
Messenger RNA from Necator americanus (New World hookworm), 1359 nucleotides. RefSeq lists its product as uncharacterized. Bases 1 to 1359 code for a protein of 452 amino acids. The transcript has 5 exons. NCBI's taxonomy places the organism in Eukaryota, Metazoa, Nematoda, Chromadorea, Rhabditida, Ancylostomatidae. The record is from RefSeq and is a predicted model, not a curated record.